AUGAGCACAGAGGACUCUGGCAACGGGACCUCUCCCAUCCCAUCUCUCCCUGGGCUUCUGGUCCCACCCAGUGCCACACCCCCUGAGGUGACAGAUUGGCUGCCCAUCGUCGUCGGGCUCGUCUGCAUCUUCCUGGUCCUGGCCACCCUCCUCACCUUUGUCACCCUCUGCAAGCCAGCGGCGCUGGGCCGGUCCCUCUGCGGCCCCCACGAGUGCCUGCCCCACCACCCCGGGGAUGCCAGCGAGCCCCAGCUGAGGCUCUGGAAGCGUCUGGGCUCCCUCAGGUGCUCCAUCAGCAGCUUCAGGAGGAGCCAGCUGCUGUCCCCCACCCCCCUCGCCUGUCCCAGAAGCUUCUCCACCAGCCAGGACUGGGACACCGUGGAGUCCACCAAAAUGUGA
Prinia subflava (tawny-flanked prinia) is the source of this 399-nucleotide messenger RNA. It is a transcript of the gene C9H10orf105, whose product is annotated as chromosome 9 C10orf105 homolog. The coding region runs from base 1 to 399 and encodes 132 amino acids. The transcript has a single exon. The record is from RefSeq and is a predicted model, not a curated record. NCBI's taxonomy places the organism in Eukaryota, Metazoa, Chordata, Aves, Passeriformes, Cisticolidae.